UGUAUGUUCGUAGUUCAUGCUUGACGGAAUAUUUUGUAUCCAUGCGAUUCUUAACCUAAUAUAACCUAAUUCUGACCUAUUGUCUCUAAAUAAUUACAAUUGGACUAAAUUCGUUCACAUUAAAUAUUUACAAAAAAAAAAAAAAAAAAUUCUGACCUGUCAAAUUCUCGUAGCUGCUGGAGUAAAAAACAGAAUAUGUCAUUGAUCCUCGUAACUAUUCGGUAAAAUAUCGCGACAUGUCCAUCAAACUCUUUCGACGUUUGGUCAAUGAUCUUUUAAUUCCGAGGAGUCAACACGUUCGUCAUGGUCAUCGGAUGCGUGGAAAACCACCAACGGUCGCACGUAGUUUGCAACAACGUCUCGAAGAGAUCCGACUCCAGCGAGAGGAUUCAGCGUUGAGUUUCAAGGUGGACAUCGGUUUCCCGGUGUCCAAAGUUGACAGACGAACGAUAACGAACGCCUGGAUGAAAGAUAUUAUCGCGAUUAGGAGAAAUCCGGACCUGGAAAGAGCCUCGCGCACCAGGAAGCUAUCGAUAGACAUGCAAAAAAUGCGAGAAGACUGGUUGCAAACUGACGGCUCUUUCCACAUUCGUAGAAUAGCAGAACACUAUGAUGUCUACAAACACCUGUAUGGAGAUGCCUACUUUAUGCCGACUGUUCCGUUAGAUAUAAGCUACGAGCUGGAAAAUGAUAAAUUGGUCAAAGUUUAUACUGGUAAUGUGAUCAAGCCGAAUGAGGCGUCCAAUGCACCUAACAUAGAAUAUGAUGCAGAGGAUGGAUCGCUAUGGACUCUGAUAAUGACAACACCGGAUGGGAAUCUGACUAGUCCAGACAAUGAAUAUUGUCAUUGGUUUAUUGGCAACAUUCCUGGUAAUCGUGUGAAAGAAGGAGAAGAACUGGUGGAUUAUUUGAGACCAAUAGCACCAUAUGGAAUUGGAUACUGCAGAUAUAUCUUUGUAUUGUACAAACAGGAUUGUCGCAUAGAUUUCUCAGAAUAUAAGAGGAAAAAGCCUUGUUUGAAUCUGAAGGAACGUAACUGGAAAACUCUGGACUUUUAUAGAAAACAUCAAGAUCAAAUGACACCUGCUGGUUUAGCAUUUUUCCAAUCAGAUUGGGAACUCUCCCUCAAGGAAUUCUAUUAUAACACAUUAAAAACAAGAAUGCCAAUAUUUCAAUAUGAUUUUCCUAAACCAUACAUAAGAAAACAGGUGUACUUUCCCUUAAAACAACCUUUCAAUCUUUAUUUGGAUAAAUACCGCGAUCCCAAGCAGAUAAAGAAAGAGUUCUUAUUGAGAAAGUUAAAGAAAGUUCAUCCUUUUAAAGGACCAGAACCAUCACUGAAAUUCCCAUUGGCUCAUAAUCCGUAUAAAUACAGGCCUUCCUGGUUGAAAUUUGAGAUAACAAAGAAGUUGAGAGGACAGGGUCGUGUUAACGAUCUUAUCGAAUACUAGAUUGAUAUAAAAUGUUUCAGAUGUGCCUCUAUAAUUUGUCUGCUACGGAGUUUGAUGUCUGUUCGUGUCGGAAUAGUGACGUCAACCACCUCAUGGUCAACCAAUAGUCCUGUAAAAUUAUGUGAUUUAUAUGGAUAUUGAACAAUGACAGCUUAUUGGUAUGUUAGAUAAAAAUGUGUAAAAUAUAUAAUAAUAAUAUUUACCAAUCGGUUCUUCUUCACCAGUUCCGAA
Molecule: messenger RNA, 1682 nt
Organism: Nylanderia fulva
Lineage: Eukaryota; Metazoa; Arthropoda; Insecta; Hymenoptera; Formicidae
Gene: mRpL38
Product: mitochondrial ribosomal protein L38
Cellular component (GO): mitochondrial large ribosomal subunit
Source: RefSeq, a predicted model, not a curated record